This is a messenger RNA of Aplosporella prunicola CBS 121167, 3458 nucleotides long. RefSeq lists its product as uncharacterized. Gene Ontology annotation, biological process: DNA repair; DNA alkylation repair. Gene Ontology annotation, cellular component: nucleus. The annotation marks the transcript as partial. The record is from RefSeq and is a predicted model, not a curated record. Gene Ontology annotation, molecular function: dioxygenase activity. Lineage: Eukaryota; Fungi; Ascomycota; Dothideomycetes; Botryosphaeriales; Aplosporellaceae. The transcript has 2 exons.
CAUGUCGUCUCUCCUUGAUCUGCUCACCCAGAAGCAGCCCCAGUUCCAGACCCGCCAAGCCCUCAUCAUCGUCGGCCUGCAGAAUGACUUCAUCUCGCCUACUGGAAAGCUACCCGUCUCCAACGCCCAUGGCCUGAUAGAGCGCGUCAAGAAGCUGGUGCCCGCCUUCCGCGAUAACGCCGGCGAAGUCAUCUGGGUGCGCACCGAGCUGGAUCCCAAGAGACCCGUCGACGACGCCGACGACGCCGAUGCCGUCGUGGCCAACCUGCCCACCGAGGAAGAGGCCAGUUCGGAUGAUGGGGCCGGCGCCGGCCCUGCCACCAAGCAGCGUCGGGCGCGCAGCCUGCUCAAGCGCAUCUCGGUGAGGAAACAAAAGGAGGAGGCCAAGGACCUGCCCGUUCCGGACAAGGAAGAUGAGUUGUUUCUUACCAAGAGCGCCGCCCUGCAGGCCUGCCUCAAGGCCAGCUCGGGGGCCGCCUGGGCUGACAGCAUCGCCGCUUCGAUUGACGACAAGGCAGACAUUGUCAUCACAAAGUCCCGCUAUUCGGCCUUCAAGUCGAACAACCUGCUCCUGACGCUGCGGGCCAAGCUGAUCACCGAGCUUUAUGUUUGUGGCUGCAUAAGCAAUAUUUCCGUUUAUGCUACUGCAGCCGAAGCCGCUCGCCACGGCAUCACUAUCUAUCUUAUCGACGACUGCCUUGGCUACCGUCGGCCGGAGCGACAUGCCAAGGCUGUGCGGCAGAUGGUAGAGCUCUUUGGUGCUCACACGGCUACCAGUGCGAAUUUGAUCAAGCAGCUUCUGGAGCCAUCGGAAAAGGGCCAAGGCAGUUCUGCAGAGGGGGCAGAGCUGGAGGAAGGCUUGAGGCGAAAGCUAAAGGGACUGAAUCUUAACAAUGAGACGAAACCCAAUCGCUCGAGCAGCUCGUCGACCCGCCAUAAGCAAAAGUCUCCGUCAACCGGUUCGAAUAGGGCCUCGACGCCAGGUACUGACCUCAUUGGCUCUUCGAGUGGUCCGUUGGAGGUCAAGGAAGAUGAUGACGACGAGCUGGACGAGGAGCUUCCCAUCUUGGCAAGACAUCUGUCUUCUCGGUCGACUCGGUCGGCUCUGUCAACUCGAAGCAACAUUGAUGCUGCAUCUGAAGCAGCAAACAGUAAUGGAACGACUAAGCAUCCUCGGAUUCGGAUGCGACGAAGGCCGGGGUCUUCCAAGAAAUCGUCCGUGGAUAGCUCGUCGAACAGGCGGAAGGACUCUGAGAGAGCAAAAUCAGAGCUCACCAAAGAGCAACAGGCUGAAGCGAGCUCGUCAAAGCCUUCUGACUCCAGGCCUGACUCUUCGCAAAGCCCCAAGCCUGCAACGUCGGCGUCUAAUUCACCUGAUGGCCCUACUGAAGGUGUCGAGGCUACGAGUAGUAUUGCUUCAGCAUCACAACCAGAAAAAGCACAGCCGAUUGCGCAGACACCUAAGCCAGAGCCGACUUCACAACCACCAAAAGCAGAGCCGACUGCACAAUCACCAAAGCCAGAGUCGACUGCACAAUCACCAAAGCCGAAACCGGCUGUACAAUCUCAAUCAUCGCACAAGAAAUUGCCCAGCCUAGCAACGCUGCCAACCCUCGGACCUAAUGACAAGAUUGGAUCCGGCGACUCGCGAAUCAUCCACAACCUGCUGCCUUCGACGCUGCUUACGCCAUCCGACCCUAGCAAGCCCCUCGAAGCCACCAUCUUCCAAAAACUGUAUCACGAAAUCCAGUGGCAAAAAAUGCUGCACGCGACAGGCGAAGUGCCGCGACUAGUCAGCGUGCAAGGCGCCGUAGCUCGCGAUGGCAGCACGCCACUGUACCGCCACCCGUCGGACCAGACGCUGCCGGUUCUGCGCUUCUCGCCGAUGGUGCAGUUGGUGCGGAAUAAGGUUGAGGCGCUGCUGGGCCAUGAGGUCAACCAUGUUCUUAUUCAGCUGUAUCGUGAUGGCGCGGACUAUAUCAGCGAACACUCGGAUAAGACGCUCGAUAUUUUGCGCGGGUCCAGUAUCGCUAAUGCCAGUUUUGGCGCGCAGCGUACGAUGCGCUUGCGCACGAAGAGGGAUGCUAGAGACGUGGGGCAGGCUGCAGGCACCAGGACUGGAGAAGCAGACGCAAGUGCAGGCACAGCCACAGAGGCCUCACAAGCAAAAGAAGAAGCAGACGCCAAAGCGCCAGAAACAGAACCCACCCCCUCCUCAGAACGCACGACGCAUCGCGUCCACCUGCAGCACAACUCGCUCUUCGUGCUCGGCCCCGCCACCAACGCUGCCUGGCUCCACGGCAUCCAGCCCGACAAGCGGCGCGCGCCGGAGCGCUCGUCCGCUGAGACGGCGUGUGCGGGCGCGCGCAUCAGCCUCACGUUCAGGCGCGUCGCGACGUUUGUGUCGGGCGAUGGGGCGUGCGUGUGGGGGCAGGGCGGGCGGAGUAAGACAAGGAAGGGAGCGGGGAUGGUGUUGGCGGAGGGAAAGGACGGGAAAGAGCAGGGUGAGGGGGAGAAGGAAGAGAAGGAGAGAACGGACCUGUUGAAGGCGUUUGGGAGGGAGAACCAGAGCACGCUGUUUGACUGGGACGAGGUGUACGGGCGCGGCUUCGACGUCGUGCAUCUCUGUGGCACUUCUGGGUCUGGAUCUGGGUCUGGCGCAUCGAACCAGGCAAUGCUGUUUGCGGCCACAGAGGACCUGGAGGCGAAAAUCGUGCGCGCGUGUCUGGACCGCCUGGGCGUGCCGUAUACGGCUUUUGAAGCGCCGGUGCUGCCGGAGUUGGAGUCAGGGUCAGGGUCGGAGCUGGGGCUGGGGAGGGGAAACGAGCUCCUCUUCCGCGACGCAGACGCAAGGCACACGGAGGUGCGCGGCGCGUGCGCUGUAGUCGGGUACUUGGGCCGGGUUUACGGGAAGAAGGUGGUGGACGAGAGAGAGGCCGCGGCGGUGGAGUACGCCUCGCUCGCGCAGCUGGCGGGUUUGCUGCGCAUCUUGCGCACGCUUCUUUUGCCUUUGCCUUUGCCGACGACACCCGCGAAUGCCGACACUGCCACUGCCACUGCCACUGCCACUGCCGCGUCUGCGGAAGCCUCCGCGCUGUCUCAAUCCCUGCGGCCGCCGUGCGCGCUGACAACAGCCCUCGACACGCUAAACGACUUCCUGGCUUCUCUCUCACUCUCACUCUCACUCUCGCUCUCGCUCUCUACCUCUGAAACAGAGACUGAAACAGAGACAGAGACAGCACAACAAGCCCCCAACCAGCUACCGACCACGAUCGCCUGCGCGCUGGGUGUGCUGCUAGACGAGGUGCGGGGACGGUAUCCUGGUUUGGUGGGGCGGUGGGAGGAGUUAGGGCGGGUUAGGGGAGAGGGAAGUUAGGGGGGGAGGGGUGAGGGGUUGGGUUUGUAGAUGUGGUGUUGGUGGUACAUGGAAUAAUAUGGGGAUAGAAUGGGGAUAGACU